Molecule: messenger RNA, 4784 nt
Organism: Parnassius mnemosyne (clouded apollo)
Lineage: Eukaryota; Metazoa; Arthropoda; Insecta; Lepidoptera; Papilionidae
Source: the annotation of a GenBank genome assembly
ACAUAACCUUUCAUUUAAUUUUUGGUUUUUGAUUUACGCUAGGCUUUAGCUUUUAUGAUAAACAUUAAGUGGUUAAAGAAUUUUGUCCUUCUACAUAAAUGUACCGGAUAUUUAAAUAGUAUUGACUUAUCAAUCUAUUGGGAGGGAUGUGUGUGAAUAAAAACUCAAUAUGUUGCCUUCUAAAAUAAAUAAAGAAAACUUUCGACUAUUGGACCUUUCUAGUGAUGAAGAAUCCGAAGACUUGCAGUUAGAAAUUAUACCAAACAGGAAAAAGAAAAUAACAAGGAAAGAGCGAAAUCGCACGGCUACAGUAAAAGUUCCUGAAACAAACAUUGGGGCGGAAGUACAGUGUGCACUGAGAUGGGCAGUACGAGGAACAUUACUACUAUGGCUUCUUAUGCUAACAUGGAUAUGCGCAGCUCUUUACGAUCAAGUGACAACGAUGCGGAUGGAUAUAGCUAAAGGUACCUGUAUUUUUAUUAACCCUCGACUCAAACAGCCCCUCUGUUAUAUGUUUAACGUGUGUAUCUGUGUAUAUCAUCGUAGCUCCCAAACAGAUGAACCGACGUAGAUUUAGUAUUUUGUGUUUGAAUGGUGAUUUAAUCGAAAGUGUUCUUAGCUAUGAUUCAAGAAAGUCUUUUCAGCAGUUUGAAGAUCAUCAUUUUUUUUUCUGGGGUUUCUUAAAUUUUCAAUUUAAGUUAUCGUGAAUAGGGCUCUAAAUAAAAUAACCUGAUAACAAUAUAUUAUUUAAAUAUUUCACCUUUUAGUAAAGUUUUUCUAAAUUCUCAUAAAACAAUUCAUCAACAACAUGUUUGGUUUCCGAAAUAUUUUGAAAUCAUCGCAAAAAUUGUGAUAUCAUAAAUAUUUUUUGUAUAAUGUUGUUACGAGAGCUAGUUAUUUGUUGCGUCACGUUUCACGAUAAACUCCCAAAGAUAAUGUUCACGCCCACACCUAACAAUAUUUAUGUUACAAGUGGUAAAAUUAAAAAUUUUAUGUAACCAACUUCAAUGUAAAUAAAAUGAGUACAUCAUCAAUGUAGUCGAAGUCAAUUAAAUACGCAUUAUUAAGGAUAAUUCAAAAACUACUGAUCAGAUCUUAAUCAAAUUUAUAUGGGACGGACUACAUGAGAAGCACUAGCUUUCAAAUAAAAAUAAUCAUCUCAUCAUCAAAAUCAUCAUCAAUAAUAGAAUGAAUCAUCAAAAUGCGUUCACCUAGAAAAAAAGUUCUGAGGAAACACAUAAAAAUACAUUUGAAUUGAUCUAACACAAGUGGUAAAGUUAAAAAUUUUGUGAAAACGACUUUAAAUUAUUAAGGAUAACUCUUAAACUACUGGUCAGACCUUGAUCAAAAGCAUCUGUAUCGUCAGAAAUUUUUUGUACAGAUACUAAGUUCACGAAAAUUUUCAAAGAUUUAAAGAAACAGGUUUUGAAGUUAAAAAAGGACUUUUUGAAAAAAUUCUUGGUUAUUGCUCUUUCUUUUGAGGUAUCAUUUACGCGGAUAUGUCUUAAAUUAUUAAAAUUAGUUUUAAUGCUAAAUCCUUUGCUAUUUCCUAUGACAAACCCAAUUUUCGUAAUGAGGUAUAAAUAUCAGCUUCCUGUCAAAAGUAACCCCUAAAUCCUUUAUAACCUCGCCCUCUUCAAUAACAUACUCAUCUUUUUGUAAUAAAAUGGAAUAAAGUUUACUUCUCUGGUAAAGGGGUCAAUUUCUUUAUGUAUGGAGAAUGGGCCCACCACAAAAUGUGGCUUAACUGGUGGUUACAAAAAUAAUAUUAGUCUUGCCGAAUCUUACGGGAAUACUGAGAAAUUAAGAAUUAAAAUGUAAAAAUAACAAUAACCUAAAAAUAAACUAAAAGUGAUUGUCUGGUACUUUUCACCGGUAUUAUAAGUUAAAGUAGUGCACUGUUCAAUAAUUAAUAGUAUAAAACAAAGUUGUAGGUAGAUAAUGUUUAUAGGUAGUUUAAAAUUGAUGGAAAAUCCUUUUAGUGAUACCAGCAAAAUAUAGUGCACAGACAGACAUACAAACGUAGUGUGGGUUGUAAGUCAUCAUUUCCAAAGUAGUCUCUUAAAAGUACAAUAGAGAGACAGACAUGCGCGGUGUCAGAACUUUGUUUUAAUAUGUUUUGAUUGAUUAGUAAGUAUACACCGUAAAUAACAUUAAACCCAUAAUUACUGGAUAAUAACAUACCCAUUUAUGAUUAUAAACAUUAAUAAAUAAAUAGCAAGUUAAUGUUUUGAAAUGGUUGUGUUUGGAUAAAAAAGACAAUGUAUAAUAUCACAAUAUUUAUUACAGACAUAUUUCUUAUAUUUAGCACGAACAGACAGGUGUGGUGUGGGAACUUUGUUUAUAUAUAUGUAUGUAUUUAUUGAUUGGUUAAAAUACAUCCCAAACAACAUUUCAGUCUAGUAAUGUGAACAGUGAUAAACAUUAAGUAAGACAUUUUAAAUUGGUUGUGUAAUGAUAGAAAAACAUAUAUAAUGUAAUUGUAUUUAUUAUCGUUCAUCAUCAUAAUCAUUACAGCCCUUCACAUCAUCCAUCACCAUUACAGCAUCCAUCGACUUCCUGCAUAUUUUACCAGGUCGUCACUCCAUCUAGUGGGGGGACGCCCUACACUUUGUCCGCCGGUACGAGGCCGCCACUCGAGAACCUUUUUCCCCAUCGGUUGUCGGUCUUUUUCCCGAUCGGUGUCCCUUCGGAAUAUAUGGCCGGCCCAUUGUCACUUCAGCUUACUUAUCCGGUGGGCUAUGUCGGUCACUCUGGCUCUACUGCGAAUAUCCUCAUUUCUAAGUUUAUCACACAGAGAAACUCCGAACAGAGCCCUCUCCAUAACUCGCUGAGCGACCUUGAGCUUCUUCAUCCGGCCAGCAGUGAAGGACCACGUCUCAGUUCCAUAGGUCAUCACUGGCAACAUGCACUGGUUGUACAUUCUCGUUUUCAAGUUUUGAGGUAUCCUGACGAGAAAAUGUGCCCUAAUUUCCCGAACGCUGCCCAACCGAGUUGGAUCCGUCAUUUGAUCUCUCGGUUGAAGUUGGACUUACCUAGUCGGACUAUUUGUCUCAGGUAAACAUACUCGUCAACAACUUCGAGCUUAGUGCUCCCAACAACUACCGGCAUAGGUGUGAUAAGGACGUUAUACAUGACCUUUAUUUUGUCCAUGUUCAUCUUAAGACCUAUCCGUUGGGAGAGGCACUAUUGAGGUCAUUGAGCAUAGUGUUUAGGUUCUCCAGCGAUUCUGCCAUAAGGACUAUAUCGUCGGGAAAUUGGAGGUGAUUGAUGUACUCGCCGUUGAUGUUAAUACAGUACUUUCCUGUCCAAAAGCUUGAAAACGUCUUCCAAUGCAGCGGUGAAGAGUUUCGGGGAUAUAACGUCGCCCUGUCUUACACCUCUUUGCAGUUGGAUAGGUGUCGUACUCUGGUUCUGUACUCGAAUAGCCAAAUAAGCCCUACUGUACAAACACAUUCAUCAUUUCGAUAUACCGACAGUCAACUUUUUAACAGUGGUAGAGCCACUUGGCAGCUUUUGCUGUAUCACGGAUGGGCUGGCUCGAACUGGGGUGGUACCACGAACUCACAGAAUACCAGCGUGAAGUAGAGGUUUACCUCUGUGUUCCGCUUGGUGGCCGGAGCCGGCACUUCUGCAACAUCAGGGGACUUCAUUCCAACUUUACCGCUGUCCAUUACUAUCUAGAGACGGCGAAGCCGGCCUUGCUCUUUUUAACCGAGGCUCGGGUGUCCUCUGCGGCUGAUACUUCAUAUCUCUCCUACCCGGGGUACAAAUUAGAACACUCCUUUGUGCCCCGGGCUGGAUUUUGCGUAUACGUCAGAGAGGACAUCUGUUUUGGACGCCCCGGCAGUCUUGAAGGUACGGACCUGUCCUACCUAUGGCUGCACGUAGUCAGCGACGACCAUCCCCGCGUCUACGGGUGCCUCUAUAGGUCCCAUAGCAGUAAUGCCGAUACAGACCGACUCAUCGACCACGUCCAAAUGGCUGCAGACUCCGUGCUACGACAGGUCUCAUCCGCAGAGAUCGUGAUACUCGGUGAUUUUAACGCCCACCACGGUGGAUGGCUUGGUUCCCGUUUAACCGAUCAUGCGAUCUGUAGAUCUGUGUAUGACUUUGCCUUGGCUUAUGGUCUAACACAACUGGUUACUUCGCCUACGCGGAUCCCAGAUGUGGAGGAUCAUGUACCUUCCCUGUUGGACCUUCUGCUGACCUCUCAUCCGGACGGAUAUCAGGUCUCUGUCGAUGCCCCUCUGGGCUCUUCGUACCAUUGUCUGAUCCGGAGUACGGUGCCACUCACGCUCCCAUUGCAGUUGCGAUCUGCAGCUUGCCGCCGUGUUUGGCACUAUAGGUCGGCCGAUUGGGACGGGAUGCGGUCUUUUUUUGCAUCCUACCCUUGGGGGCGGGUUUGCUUCUCGCCGGAAGAUCCCAGCGUUGCUGCUGAUUCUGGCCUUUUUAUUCCAUCCUAUGUAUACCGAGUGACGACAAAGUUAUCAUAUUAAAUGAAAAGACGUAUCCUACAUAUAUUUCUUUAAACAUACACGACUAAAAAAAUAUAUAACAAUUAAUAUUUUAGUCGCCAUAGCAUUUAUUUCGUUUUAAUAUUAAAUAACAUCAUGUAAAUGCAUACAGAUAUCACCUGAUGAAUACUAGAAGGUCAAAGACUUAUGGCGUUCGAAUGCGAAUAUACCUAGUUAAACGUUGCCAAUUCAUAAUACUCAAAUAAAUAAAAAGUGAAGCAAAAAAUGUACUUAUGGCUAAUAAUUUAAGGCAUAAUAUUAUGCGCG